AUGUUGCUCCAAUUCAUCCUGGUGGCUAGGUUGUGGCAGUCGGUAGUUGCGGAUUCCAAUAACUGCUCUAGUAGUGUAACCAUUUCCAGCCAAAGCGAUGCCGACAAUCUGCGCGAUUGUGAUACUCUUGACGGGAGCAUCAUCAUCUCCUCUUCGGUCACCGGCAUAAUCACUAUUAGCAACGUUGAACAAAUCAACGGUGCGAUGACGGCCGAGGGAGUAUCAGGUCUCACCAAACUAAUUGCUCCGGACCUUGACACGGUCAAGGGAGCCCUGACAUUGGAUGGGCUCGACUCUCUCACGACUCUGACUCUGAACGCACUGUCUCGGGUGUCCUCGGGCCUGACAAUCGCUGACAACUCGCGGCUCGAAAGCCUUGACUUUGAGGAGCUGGAAGAAGUUGAUGGGCAACUGAUACUGACGGGCUCAUUCAAGGGUGUCUCAUUGCCAUCGCUCGACCAGGUCAGAGGCCAGGCAAUCAUUCGAGGUAGCAGCUCCAUGUCUUGCAGCACGCUAAACGGCCUGCGAUCGGAUGGGGUGUUCCGAGGCGGAUACUCCUGCUCGGCUGGUUCAAUGGGCAAUUCGCUAAGCGCCGGCGCCAAAGGUGGCAUCGCAGUAGGUGUCAUCGUUGGGGUUCUGCUCCUGUUGUUCUUGCUGUGGUACAUGCUUCGACAGCGGCGUCAGCGAAAUAACAGCCGCGGGGAAUCAGACGCACCACCCUCGCCAGUACUGCUCGCGGACGAGAAACCACCCAACUCUCAAGACAAAUCUAUCUCAUCAGAUGAACCCCAACGUUUUUCAUCUCACUCAUCUUUCUCGCCUCCGGUCCUGGCCAAGGUACCCGUGCCUCGGAAAGCGAUUGGGCCGCUACCAGCUUUGUUAGAUGGAAGGUCGAUCCAUGAAGCGCCGCACGCGGUGACACCCGUUCAAGAAUAUCACGAGCUGGACGCUGGGCCAGUUUUCAGCACCCAUCAACGACCACUUAAUUCCGAGGGCUAA
Molecule: messenger RNA, 999 nt
Organism: Penicillium cinerascens
Lineage: Eukaryota; Fungi; Ascomycota; Eurotiomycetes; Eurotiales; Aspergillaceae
Exons: 3
Coding region: 1-999 (332 amino acids)
Source: RefSeq, a predicted model, not a curated record